UUACAACAGCUUGCUUCCAGUUGUUUAAACAGAAACUGUGUUUGCACUCGUAGACUGACAAAUGGAUGUUAUAAUGAAAUUCAUUUAUUACAAUUUGAUUCUGGACCAGACUGCAUUGCUCGACUUUCACGUGAUCUAACCCAUCCUGUAGAAAAAUUUGAAAGUGAAGUUGCAACUAUGAAAUAUAUUGCACAAAAUACUAAUAUCAAAGUUCCAAAAGUAUAUGAUUGGGAUUGCACUGUUAAUAAUCCAAUAAAGACUCCUUACAUUCUGAUGGAACGGCUACCUGGACAGCAUUUAUAUCGAGUUUGGGAUAAAUUAACAUUUGAAGAAAAGAAAUGUAUUUUAAGCCAAAUGGUUGACAUA
Rhizophagus irregularis DAOM 181602=DAOM 197198 is the source of this 366-nucleotide messenger RNA. RefSeq lists its product as uncharacterized. Lineage: Eukaryota; Fungi; Glomeromycota; Glomeromycetes; Glomerales; Glomeraceae. The record is from RefSeq and is a predicted model, not a curated record.